This is a messenger RNA of Ziziphus jujuba (common jujube), 3272 nucleotides long. RefSeq lists its product as uncharacterized. Gene Ontology annotation, molecular function: G-quadruplex RNA binding; protein binding. Lineage: Eukaryota; Viridiplantae; Streptophyta; Magnoliopsida; Rosales; Rhamnaceae. Gene Ontology annotation, biological process: positive regulation of transcription by RNA polymerase II. The transcript has 8 exons. The record is from RefSeq and is a predicted model, not a curated record. Gene Ontology annotation, cellular component: Ino80 complex; NSL complex; MLL1 complex. The coding region runs from base 323 to 2731 and encodes 802 amino acids.
UCCCUCACCAGUUACCAUAUUAUGCCCCAAUUUUAUUUUUUAUUUUUGAAAAAAAAGAAAAAAAAAAAGAUACACAGCAAUAUCAGCAGAAGAUAUCAAGGAGGCAGGAAAACGUACCCGCGUGUUUGAAAAGCCUUGUUUUUUCCGUUGGGAGUGAAUCUGUGUGGUUCACACUUUUAUGAGCUCCUCCUAACAGUCCCAUAUCAUAGCAAAUCCCAUUUCCAUGGAGAUCCCUUGUGAAUUUUCGAAUUUACUGCACGAAUCUCCUUAAAUUAUUUUAAUUCACUUUUUUUUUUUCUUUUUUUUCCUUUGAAAUUUGGCGAUGGCUGCAGUUGCAUCGGUACCUCCAUGGAAUCCCGAAGACGAUCUUUUGCUGAAGAACGCUGUCGAGGCAGGUGCUUCUCUCGAAGCACUUGCCAAAGGUGCGGUUCGAUUCUCGCGCAAAUUUACGGUUCGUGAAUUGCGAGAGCGGUGGCACUCUCUCCUCUACGACGCUGAUAUCUCAGCUGAAGCUUCAUCUCGCAUGGUCGAAUUUGAGCUUUCCAAAUCUAAUCGAUUUGGUAUACCAAAAGAAAAUGUCGGAAUCUCCGCCAAGCGAAAAUCCGAAAGCAUCCGCAGGCUUUACUAUUCGAGGCAAAAGAGAACGUGCUCUUCUAGUUCUUUCGAUUUGAGUUUUCUCAAUGCAUCGAAUAAUGUGAAUAAUGGAUGUGUCGGCCGUGGAGGUGAUUGUGGAGACCAUGUGGCGGUUGGUAAUGAGGUUUUAGAUGGAAAUUGUAUGGUUGGACAUCAUGUUGGAAGCUAUUUUGAAUUCUCAGAAAGAGGUAUAAAUAUUGUGGAUCAUGUUCCUCUGCACACAAGGAGAGAUGUUUCUGGAAAAGCCAUUGGCAAUUCGGUGGAUGAUCGUAUACUUCGAAAUCAUCAUCCGAAGAUCGCUUCCUUGUCAGCCAGAGGUUCUGCAGAAGACAAUCUCGAGCAUAAUAUGAAGAACAAUAUUGCAGAGAAAGGUUUACGAAGUUUGGAGGAUAAUUUAGUUGAUUUUGGGAAUUGCUCAGAUGGUGAGGAUGCCGGGCAAUCUCAUGUGCUGCUGCCUCUUUGGAAAACAAUAGAGGACAUUCCGGCACCUGAAAUGCCAAUUGAUGUUGGUCUUGAGGACAAAGGUCAGAAUGUUGAAGACAAGUUGACGAAUCCCCCCGAUGAUGUAGAGGCCAAUGAAGUAAGUGCAUCUGGAUAUGAUGUUGAUCACUCUCAGUUAAUUUUGGAGGACAAAGAAGGGCAUGACGAAGUAAAUAGGUCAACUGAUUUUGCUUAUAUUUCAGAUUCUCUUUUGGACCUUACAAGUGAAAAUGAGCCUUUCUUCAUGGAUGUAGAUGGCAAGAACACAAUAGACAAGUCUUGUGAUGAGAGUGUCAAUUCACUUCUGUUGAGUUCUCCCAAAGAUAUGCAUGAAGAUGAUGUACCCACUGUAUGUGGCGCUCAAACGUUGGAUACAAACAUAUACCAUGUUGUUUCUGACGAUGUGUCUGCUGCUGGGAUGGAUGCCACUUCUGAACUGCUUCACUUUGGCGAUGGGGAUCAGCAUAGUAUUUGUUGUUCUGAAGUCAAUAUUUCAUCAUUUAAAUCUGUGGAGAAUCCUCCUUCAGAACUUCAUGAUGAAAUGAUGGAAUGCACAUUAAAUACUGAGGACCCAGAAAUCCCGUGCAAUGACAAUAUACACCAUCCUAUAUCUACAGUGGCUAGUGAUCCAGCUUCUUUCCCUAUGAACCAAAAGCAUAGCAAGCAAGAUAUUACAAGCUUGAAGAAAGAAGAAAGCCAUGUUCAGUCUUUUCUAGCUCUUCAGAAUGCGACCCCAAAAACCAGGGCAAACAACACACUUGUCAGUUGUGCAGUAAAACGUGAGCUUCCUGAUGGCAACUGUCUAGUUCCAGUCUUAAAACAUGCUAACAAUUUUGCUGCUGAUUUAAGUCAAUGCAGAUCAGCACAUGGAACUCCCAAGUCUACUGCCAAUCAAGUGCUCAUAAAAGAGGAAAUAAAUACAGCACUCAUAUCUACAGAGCCAUGUUCUACUAAUGCAGCAUUUAUGGAAGCAGAAGCAAAUUCUUCAGCAUUAGACAGGAAAGAAUCUGAGGAUGGAUUUGAUGGUGAUAUUCACAAUGUUCCAUAUUUCUCCGAUAUUGAAACAAUGAUACUUGAGAUGGAUUUAUGUCCAGAUGAUGAGGAUCCAUAUGUCAGUAAAGAAGUUUUAAGGUAUCAACAUGAGGAAACUAAAAGGAGAAUCAUUAGGUUGGAACAGUGUGCACGAUCAUCUAUGCAAAGAGCCAUUGCAUCUCGAAAUGCAUUUGCCAUAUUAUAUGGCCGCCAUCUAAAGCAAUAUAUUAGGAAAACUGAGGUCAUACUUGGUAGAGCUACAGAAGAGAAUGAAGUUGACAUUGACUUGGGAAAGGAAGGACGAGCUAACAAAAUAUCCAGAAAGCAGGCUCUUAUAAAGAUGGAAGGAGAUGGUUCAUUCUUUCUGAAAAAUAUUGGGAAGAGUCCAAUAUUUUUGAAUGGCAAAGAAGUCGCCAAUGGACAGCUUCUGAGUCUUUAUUCAAGUAGUUUGAUUGAGAUAAGAGGAAUGUCGUUUGUUUUUGAGAUGAAUCUCAAAUCUGUGAUGAAUUAUCUUGCAAACAUUUCCAAAAAUAGCCAAGAGAAGCAUACAAACUUCCAAUGGUCACCCAAGGGAAACCAUGAAUAGAGAGAUUCUCUCAACAGGUGAUAUUCAUUUUUGUUCAAAUUUUCUUUUAUAACUUGUGUGUUAGUCUCUUAUAUUCACCCUUCUUUCGUUAGCAUCUCUUACUACCUGUUAUAGAAUGUAAGGCUUCAAGCGAAAAAAGACUUUAGAAAUGUACAGUAAUUGCUUGUUUUCCACGUCCGUAUUGAUCCUUCUUUUAAAAGAUGGAAAGCCGCUCAACCUUCGCCUGCAAGUCCGGGAGUUGAGGUUCGAGUCUUGAUAAGCUCCGUUAUUGCCUAGAUGGUCACAUGCCGCAAUGUCGUGUGGUGCACUACCAACUGAUGACUAUGAUACUACCGGGAGACAUCUUUUUUUCAUAGCCCAAAAAAAAACAAAAAAAUAGUUUAUAAUGUAUAUAUAAAAGCAUGAUAGCUUAUAGCAACUUUCUACCAUUUUGAACUCGCCUUUUACUUUCUACGGAUGAUUAUGUUUCUUUCCAACUCCGACUGUUUUGGGUUGAUCCUCUGUUUUGUCCAAAUCUAUAUUAUUUUAAACUAUUAUUUUA